This is a messenger RNA of Ananas comosus (pineapple), 1101 nucleotides long. RefSeq lists its product as uncharacterized. Bases 288 to 920 code for a protein of 210 amino acids. The record is from RefSeq and is a predicted model, not a curated record. The transcript is spliced from 3 exons. Gene Ontology annotation, molecular function: ubiquitin protein ligase activity. Gene Ontology annotation, biological process: ubiquitin-dependent protein catabolic process. Lineage: Eukaryota; Viridiplantae; Streptophyta; Magnoliopsida; Poales; Bromeliaceae.
UUGAUUUCUCUCGCAUCUCCUCCUCCAAUCUUGGGCUUCGAAAUCGCACCCCCACUCUCACUUCUCCUCCCUCGAUUCGCCCCUGCUUCUUCGACGGCUCGCCCCGCCUAUUUUCCAUCCCGUCUCGCCCAAAAGCUUCAGCUGAAAGGAAAAACAUUAGAUGUCAAGAUGCGUGGGAUAAAGAAGAAAAAAAACACAAGCAUCAAGGGUUGAAGAAGAAAAAGAAACACAAGCGUCAUCAUGAUGGAGAGUCUCAAAGUGGAGAUAAUGGACUUCAAGCAGAAAUUAUGCAGUUUUCCGCAAGUAAGUCGCGGUUGGAUCAACCGUGGAUCGUACUGAAGAUCAGCUGGAAGGGGAUCGAGAAUCCGGAGCGUGGCAAGGUCUAUUAUCACUACGACAGCACGACAAUCAUGACGACAAUCGCCAAAGACGUCAGCUGCUUCAUCGAGAACCUGGAUGGCAGCAUGACCGAGAUCUUCCAGAAGCUCAACGUGGCCGUUCCUUUUCUGAGCCGCCUGCCUCCCGACAGCAAAGAUAAACUGCAAAUAGAGCGGGAGUUGUGGGACCGAGUAUGCAAAGCUCUAAGAAAGUGCGGCUCCGGAGGCUUUAUGCUUUGUUUUGCAAUCACCGUACCAUUUGGUUCGGUUCAGUACCCGUUUGCAAUUAUAAAAGAUGCGCGCGCGCUCGAAAUAGAUCCUCUGUUUUCUCCAAUAAACCAACAUCCGAGACUUACCACCGUGCUGCCUACCGAUGCAGCUUCUUUGUGCUGUCCGAUCUGUUUGGAUAAGUUAUUCGGAGAGGAGUCGGCUGUCGAAUGGCUUCCUUGCGCUCAUUGCUUCCAUCAUGGCUGCAUUAAUAGUUGGCUCAAAUCCAACUGGACCUGUCCAGUCUGUCGACUUAGUAUUGAAAUAGAUACUUAGCUUAGUAUAGAAAAAUUAUGUAAGUAAUUUUUAUCCAAGAAUCAAACGAUUUUAGGACUAGACUAGACUAACUUGGUGGUACAAGGUCAUUAGGAGAAGGGAAAGAGUAUUAUACGGCUUCGAUUGUUAAAAUAUAUAUUUUCUUACUAGUUGAGAUUAACUCAGUAAUUUAUUAUCUUUA